Gasterosteus aculeatus aculeatus (three-spined stickleback) is the source of this 5065-nucleotide messenger RNA. It is a transcript of the gene klhl28, whose product is annotated as kelch like family member 28. Lineage: Eukaryota; Metazoa; Chordata; Actinopteri; Perciformes; Gasterosteidae. Gene Ontology annotation, molecular function: protein binding. The record is from RefSeq and is a predicted model, not a curated record.
GUUUUUAUAGGCGCUCAUCUGUAGCUCCGCGGCUCGGUUGGCAGUUGGUUGUUUUCUCGAUAGCCGCCCGGGGUUCCUUCACGUCGCCGCUGAACUCCGCCACUGAAGUCUGUCAUUACAGCGGCACACCAGGCGGUUUACAGAUUACAGAUGGACCAGCAGGACCAGUCCUAUAUGUUUGCCAGUCUGAAGCGGCCUCACUCGGAGCAGUUGCUGCAAGGCCUCCAGCUCUUGCGGCAGGAUCACGAGCUAUGUGACAUUGUCCUGCGCGUGGGUGAUGCCAAGAUCCAUGCUCACAAAGUAGUGCUGGCCAGCAUCAGUCCGUACUUCAAGGCCAUGUUCACGGGUAACUUGUCGGAAAAGGAGACCUCCGAAGUGGAAUUCCAGUGCAUCGAAGAGACGGCCUUGCAGGCCAUUGUUGAAUAUGCCUACACGGGUACCGUGUUUAUCACCCAGGAGACUGUGGAAUCUCUGCUGCCGGCCGCCGACUUACUCCAGGUCAAGCUUGUCCUUAAGGAGUGCUGUUCCUUCUUAGAGAGCCAGCUCGACGCUGGAAACUGUAUCGGCAUCUCCCGCUUUGCAGAGACCUACGGCUGUCAUGACCUGUGCUUGGCCGCCACCAAGUUCAUCUGUGAGAACUUCGAGGAAGUUUGUCUCACGGAGGAGUUUUUCGAACUGACGAGAGCAGAGUUGGAUGAAAUCGUGUCCAAUGACUGUCUUAAGGUGGUCACAGAGGAGACUGUGUUUUACGCCCUGGAAUCAUGGAUCAAAUAUGAUGUGACUGAGAGACAGCAGCAUCUGGCUCAGCUGCUGCACUGUGUCCGCCUUCCGCUACUCAGCGUCAAAUUUCUCACCCGCCUAUAUGAAGCCAACCACCUUAUACGAGAUGACCACGCAUGUAAGCACCUGCUCAACGAGGCCCUCAAAUAUCAUUUUAUGCCGGAGCACCGGCUGUCCUAUCAGACUGUGUUGUCAGCACGACCACGGUGUGCCCCGAAGGUGCUGCUCGCGGUAGGAGGCAAGGCUGGACUGUUUGCCACGUUAGAAAGCAUAGAAAUGUAUUUCCCUAGGACCGAUUCCUGGAUCGGACUGGCCCCGCUCAGUGUACCCCGGUAUGAAUUUGGAGUGGCAGUGCUGGACCACAAGGUGUAUGUGGUGGGAGGCAUCGCCACGCACAUGAGACAAGGCAUCAGCUAUCGGAGACACGAGAGCACGGUGGAGAGCUGGGACCCCGAAAGCAACACCUGGUCCUCGGUGGAGCGGAUGGCCGAGUGCCGCAGCACCCUCGGCGUUGUGGUCCUGGCGGGCGAGCUGUACGCCCUGGGAGGCUACGACGGCCAAUAUUACCUCCAGUCGGUGGAGAAAUACGUGCCCAAGUUAAAGGAGUGGCAGCCUGUGGCUCCCAUGACCAAGUCCCGCAGCUGCUUUGCCACCGCGGUGCUGGAUGGCAUGGUGUACGCCAUCGGCGGCUACGGCCCCGCCCACAUGAACAGCGUGGAGCGCUACGACCCCAGCAAGGACGCCUGGGAAAUGGUAGCCUCCAUGGCAGAUAAAAGGAUCAACUUCGGAGUGGGCGUCAUGCUCGGCUUCAUAUUUGUGGUGGGUGGACACAACGGCGUGUCCCACCUGUCGAGCAUCGAGCGGUACGAUCCACAUCAGAACCAGUGGACGGCCUGUCGGCCAAUGAACGAGCCUCGCACCGGUGUGGGCUCUGCUAUCGUCGACAACUACCUCUAUGUGGUGGGAGGUCACUCCGGGUCGUCCUACCUGAACACCGUCCAGCGCUACGACCCCAUCUCAGACAGCUGGUUGGACUCGAGCGGCAUGAUGUAUUGCCGUUGCAACUUCGGUCUGACGGCCCUUUGACCCAUGGCCCAGCCGGCUCGGACCAAAUGAGCCAACUUAGACACAAACAAGGUUUCUUUUCUUUUCUGCUCCUCCCGCCCCACAUUCAUCCUCCAAGUGCUAAAGAGCGCUUGCACAUCAAUGUGAACACCACAGGGGAGAGAGAGAAAUGGAGAGCCUGCUGGUUGGAUGGAUGUGCUGGCUGGCUGGCUAGAGUUGGGUGGGGCACACGGACGGGGCGGCAGAAAUGAGAAAGAGCUGCAAAGUUGUGCAGAACAGAGAGGCGAGACGAUUGGACAGCGGUUGUCCCGGGCCGUUGCUGCCGGACCCCAAUGUGGACACUGAGCCAUUUCCCAGGGGACGGUGGGAGAAAACCAGUCACUUUUGUUUCAAAAGUUCUGUUAAGUUAGCAGACAUUAUUCAGUUUUUCUUCAUGCCAUUAAUUGUGUUAAACACAAUUUGAAAAAAAAAAAAACUAAAAGAAAAAACGAUUUUCCUGCUGCAGCUGGAACCAUGUGUUCAGAUUUUCUAGAGCACCGCAGUUUGCUGGUGUAUUUGAAUGUGGUUGUUGGCCGUGGAGGUGUGUGUGCGUGUGUGUGCGUGCGUGUGUGCAUGUCGGAUAGGAUUGUUUGUUUUGUUACGUGUCAGGGUGCUGAGCUGAUGCUCGGGCUCAGCGACGCAGGUGUUCUGCAUCAAAAUCAGUGCUUCACAAAAAAGAGAAAAGUUGAAAUCUUUAUAUUUUCAAAAAGGGCUGCUUUUUCUCUAUUGUAAAUAAGUCUAAAUAGAAAUAUAUAUAUAUAUAUAGAUAUUAAUAUAUCCUCUAGUGCAUUGCCUGUAAAUGUUAUUCUGCACUGGGUCACUAGGGUGUGAGCGGAUGUGUUUGUAGUUGGAGGGUCAGCGUAGACGUGAGUGACACAUCCUCCUGGGAGCCAAUGUCACACGUUUCUGCUUCAUCCUCGGAGAAAUAAAAUAAAAAUAAAAAAUGAAAAAAUCCCUACCUUCUUGUUUCUGUUACAUCUUCUGAAGGUCGGGUCAUACACUUCUACUCUUGAGAAUAGUUGAAAUCGGCCGUGGCCCCCUUUCCACCCUUUGGUCUGCAUACAAUACCAACUGGUGCUAUAUUUAGGAUUCAGGAUUCAGCUCUUUGUCUGUGUUGCCUCACGCAAUUGGGUCAACCUCCAUCCAGCCGCUGCCUAAGAUGCUCCUGAUUUGAUUCAAGCACUUGCAGUGUUUUCCAUGCCGCCCCCCCCUCCACCACCCCCAAGCUGUAAACCCUAGGAGGAAACUGACUUGUAAUUGCGUGACGGUUAAUGGCCAACCAUGCAAUAAAACUAAAAGGACAGCCUGUGGUUGGGGGGCGGGGGGAACCAGCAACUGCUCUCCAUCAAUUUCUAGAAAGUCAGAGAAAACCAGCUUGGACUGGUUCAAUUAAUUCAUUUUCAUUUAGAAAAGCCCAGGAGGCUGGAUAUGAGCAUGCUUUGUCAUUGUCUUAAUUCCUGUUCUACUGUCCCUCGCUCCAUUUAUCCAUGUAUUUAUUUAUUCUGCCUGGGCUCCAGGCUGCCCCCUGCUGUCGAACAUGGGACCCUCAUGUAGCCCCGGGCCUUGUCUGCAGGCUCGGGCUCGAGGUGAACGAUCGCAGCUCAAUUUGAAGUGCCAAAACACAACUUCCUUUCUUUUCUUUUUGUGCAUCUUUUCCCCCCUCCAGCAUGAGAAACUGCUUCCUUCGAGUGCCACUGUUCAAACUAACAGACGGGCGACGCAAGGCACAGCGCUGGAGGGGGUCACCGGUCUAUGAAAGGCUAAGGGGGGGGGGGGGGGGGAGGAGGUCUUGUUUAGUCACUUAAUGUUCAGGUCUAGUUUGAAUUGCUCUCUGCACUGACGUUUGCACAGUAGUGGAAACUUUAACCAAGCUCUGCAUUGCACUUACCAAACUAUUUGAUACAUCGUGUAACUUGUGCAUACGUUCUCAUUUAGGAUAACGGCAUUUAGGCAAUGCAAUAAGACUUGUGUUUUCUCUGUGGAUGAAUAUGUACGCGUUUGUCUCUAAACAGCCAAGGCAUCUCAUAUUGCUGUAACAGAAACCAACAUGGCAUGUCUGUAGGCGGUGACGUCUGAUGGGACAUCAACUGCCCCGUCCCACCAGGCCGCGGCUCGUGUUGUCAUGUUGUUGUGCAUGCCGGUUUCGUGUGUGCCAGGCCGAUGUUUGAGGUAGCUUCAGAUGGAUUGCGCACAAUUACUGCAUUCAUUAUAAUUAAUGUCCCAACACAAAGUAUACACCUUUUUUAUUGUUUUUAAUUCUGCUUUUUCCACCUGGUAUACAAGUCUUGUGAACAUUAGACAAGUCGAUGUCUAAACUGCGUGUUUUAAACAUUAGGGAAACUAUUACUACAGACAGGAACUCAAAUGAUUUUUGGCAAAUUUGUUUAGGAUCUAAUUGGUGAGACAUUUAAUCGGUUUGCUUGUUUUCAUCACCAUGUAGAGAACUUUACUUCUGAUUUCUGGUUUAUUUAGAAAGCGUAACGUAAGCAACCAAAACAUUUCUGCAAAUGUGUCAUUUUGUUUUAAAUAUGACUUUAAUUGUAUUCAUAAUUUGUACUGUUGUGUCCUGUAACCUGAUUUCGUUAGUCACUUGACAGCCGCAGCACAAAUCACGCAGGCGUAAUUAUGUGCUGCGGCCAUGAUUCACUUCAUUCAUCAGCAUCCGUGUUGUGUACAGUCAUGAUUUCUGAGGUGUAUAUUGAUUACUAAUUUGAUUCAUUUUUGGAGCGAUGCUGAUUAAAAUCUGCAAACGUGGAUCUGCAAAAAGAAGGGAUGUUAUAUAUUGAGUUUGUAUGCAUUUUCAUUAUGGCCUAACCAAUGUCAUGUUUUUGCCACCACUUUCACCAAAGUGCUCGUUCAAAGAAAGCCGAUGGAUGACCAACACCUGGUCUGCCACUAAUGUUUGUGUCAGAAAGAGAAAAUCCUUUUGAAAUUGAUGUCAAUGUUAGCCAAAUAACCACUCUGCUUCUUUUACAUUUCCCAUUUUGUGUCUGGAGUAAGGUGACGAUCUUGAAUUUUAUAUCCUGUGGAUUAAUACUGGAAGUACAAGAUGACCUGAGGUGUAGAAACCGUAGCUUUUCACAUUUUGUCAUGUUUUUUUGAUUGAAGACAUUUUACAUUCUAGUCAGUUUGUGUGGUGCAGUUGUACCCAAUUUAAAAUAAAUGCCUGCCUUAAAAGGUA